Molecule: messenger RNA, 1302 nt
Organism: Mycotypha africana
Lineage: Eukaryota; Fungi; Mucoromycota; Mucoromycetes; Mucorales; Mycotyphaceae
Product: P-loop containing nucleoside triphosphate hydrolase protein
Exons: 4
Coding region: 1-1302 (433 amino acids)
Cellular component (GO): cytoplasm
Molecular function (GO): ATP hydrolysis activity; ATP binding
Source: RefSeq, a predicted model, not a curated record
AUGACACUACCUAUGCCAACUAUGCCUGAACGGAAGAAACUAUUGCACUAUUUUUUAAAGAAAGAGCUCGACUUAGAUGAAACAAUGUUGGAUGAAUUUGCAACUUAUAUCAGCUUUCGAACUUCUGGUUAUGUGGCAAGGGAUUUAAAGUUACUUGUUAGACAACUAAAAUUGAAACAAAAACGAAUGAGUCAACACAAGGAUAUGUAUCCCGACGAUCAAACCUUGAUAGAGCAAUUUGAACAGCUGGAAGUAUCAAAAAAGGACGAUAAUGGAGAUUUAGUUUCUGAAUUCGAGCGACUUGAUUUGAGCAAGGAUAGUAGAAAUCGUCAUGAUAAGCAGACUCUUCUUCAAAUACAAGAUAUCGACACGAUUUUUGAGUCAUUUAAACCCCCUUCUCAACAACAACAACUCUCUAAUCACGAUCAGAAAAUGGAAUCCACUUUACCUAAAAAGAGAUGGGAUGACAUCGGCGGCUAUACUGCUAUUAAAAAUAAGAUCAAACAGUCUAUUUUACUACCGUUGCUACAGCCUCAUCUCUUCACAAAAUUAGGUAUAAAGCCUCCGUCGGGUUUGUUGCUCUAUGGGCCAUCAGGCUGCGGUAAAACAGCUCUUAUUCAAGCCUUAAUCACCGAAUAUAUGAUGAUGAAUAUGAUCGUUAUCAAAGGACCCGAAAUUUACUCCAAAUAUCUUGGCGAGACCGAGCAUAAGAUUCGUCAAAUAUUUCAAAGUGCCAAACGGUUAGCGCCUUGUAUCAUCUUCGUGGAUGAAAUGGACUCUAUUGGUACGAAAAGAGGUUUCGAUUCAGCAGAUUCAGGAGGAGGAGGAGUCAAUGAACGUGUCUUGAGUACAUUGCUGAAUGAAAUGGAUGGUAUUGAGACGAGACAAGGUGUCAUCGUCAUUGGAUGCACGAAUAGACCGGAUCAAAUAGAUGAUGCUAUCUUGAGGCCUGGGCGUUUGGAUCAACUGAUCUAUGUUGGUCUACCCGAUACCGAGGAUCGUGUCGAUAUCAUAAAGAAACUGAUAAAGAAAGUUUCAGUAGCACCAGCAACGGAGGAAAAUGAUCAGAUGAAGAUAGAUUACUUGACGUUAGCAAAAAAAUUAGAAUUUUGUACAGGAGCAGACAUUGAAAAUUUAUUCAGAGAGGCGGGCACAUUAGCACUAAGAAGAGAUAUCAAUGCAGACUAUAUCACAAUGAAAGAUAUUGAUGAUGUUAUCACACCUAUACUGGAAAGAGCAGAAGAUCAAGUUCUGAAGGGCAAUCUUGACAUUUUUGAAAGAUUCCUGAAAGAACACUCUUAA